AUGGGAGAUGGAGGCCCGCUGCAGACUGAGGGGAACGCCCUCCUCAAAGCUGUCUUCCAGGGGAAGCUGCGUCUGACCCGGCUGCUGCUGGAGGGCGGCGCCUACAUCAACGAGGGCAAUGAACGUGGCGAGACACCAAUAUCCGCCGCCUGCUUGGCGAGCUACGACGAUCCGCAGACCAGGCAGAGGAUGGUGCGGUACCUGCUGGAGAAAGGGGCUGACCCAAACAUCCCCGACAAGAGCGGCCGCACAGCACUCAUGCAUGCCUGCGCCGAGCAGGCAGGGAAGGAGGUGGUGUCACUGCUGCUGGAGAACGGAGCAGAUCCAAGCCUCAAGGAUUACUCUGGCUCCUCCGCCCUUGUCCACGCAAUCAACAAGGGAGACCGCGACACACUGCAAGUGCUGCUGGACGCCUGCAAGGCCAAGGGCAAGGAGGUGAUCAUCAUCACAACUGACACGUCUCCAUCCGGUACCAAGAAGACCAAACAGUACCUCAACUCGCCGCCCUCGCCCGGCAUCGUGGACAAACUGUCUCCAGCCUGUAUGUCGCCUUCCGACGUGGAGAUUGGCACAUCGUCACCUGCAGGGGACAAGAGCAAAGACGAAGAGGGCAUCUUCAGCUUCGCUCUCACCUCAGCGUUACCUUUACCUUCAGCUCGACCUCCAGGUGAGAAGAGACCACCACCUCGCAAGCUGCUGAAGAGGCUGAACUCAGAACCCUGGGGCCUGGUGGCGCCCUCGGUGCUGAGUGCUGUUCCUCUGGACCGUGUGGAUGGUGGUCUAGCGGAAGAAGGCGACCUAAGCAGGACAAUCACUGAGAUGAACGGCUUGUCCAUCGCGGAGCCAGUCAGACCUCUGUUGUCACGGCGACACAGCAUCGAGACCCACGACCCCUGUUCCCCCAAACUCAUCGACCGGUCCUGCUCGGAGGACUGUGCGGCCCUGUCCGGUCCAUCCUGGGCCGACAAAGUCCAGCAGCACCAGAUCCUGUACCGCAGGAACACAGCUCCAGAGUCACAGGAGAAUGCUGGAGGACCCGGAGCUGUCGGGGCCCGGGCCCUGGCUCAUCCCAAACUGACCCGGAUGGAGCACUAUGAGUCGGACACCCACCUCUGCCCGGAGUCCAUCCCAGGAUCCCCGGACUCCGGUCGGGUAUCUGUGGAGCGCAGAAGGUACAACGCCUCCCCCCUGUCCCUGGUCACCAGUUCGUCUCGGGAGUCUCUGGAGAACAUCCCCAACUCGGUGUCCCCCAUGACGAUGCGCCGGCGGCCACCAGGUCUCCUGGAGCGCCGGGGCUCCGGGACCCUGCUGCUGGACCACAUCUCCCACACCAGGCCUGGCUUCCUGCCGCCGCUCAACAUCAACCCACAAAGACCCAUCCCUGACAUCCGGGCAAAUGGCAAGCCCACCUCCCCAGUCCAUUCUGGACACAAGAUCCUGGUACCGGUGGCCCCCGCCUCACCCAAACGGGGCCCCGACUUCAAGCUGAAGAAGAAGCUGAUGAGAAGACACUCGAUGCAGACGGAGCAGAUGAAGCAGCUCUCCACCUUCCAGGAGAUCUUGGCCGAGAAGGUCAUCGAGUCAAAUGGCGAUUGA
This is a messenger RNA of Stegastes partitus (bicolor damselfish), 1596 nucleotides long. It is a transcript of the gene ankrd34a, whose product is annotated as ankyrin repeat domain 34A. The transcript has a single exon. Lineage: Eukaryota; Metazoa; Chordata; Actinopteri; Pomacentridae. Gene Ontology annotation, molecular function: protein binding. The coding region runs from base 1 to 1596 and encodes 531 amino acids. The record is from RefSeq and is a predicted model, not a curated record.